CGAAUGCCACGCACAACAAGCAUCAUACAGCAAUACUCCCAUCAUCAGUAGAACUGACUACUACUGACUACGGAAUCCUCUGUAUACUUACCCCACCCCACCUAGCCAAACCUUAUCAUGAUCAACUUUCCCCACCAUUUCCCCUGCACCUCAUCUCUCCCUCUUCCUCUCUCUCUCUCUUCCGCAUAUAAUCAACAACCACCACCUCCCACCUCACCUCAAUCAAAACCCACCCCCGCCCCCCGAAAAAAACAAAGAUGGCGCCCCUAACAACCACCCUCCAAUGCCUUCCCCUCCCCCCACCAACCUUCACAACCGCCACCUCUCCCGCGCACCACCCCUUCCUCUCCGCCGCCGCAACCGGCACACUCCCCAAACCUGCUUUGUCCGCCUGGCUCGCUCAAGACCGCCUGUACAUCCACGCCUACAUCCGCUUCAUCGGGCUACUUCUUGCGAAACUCGAAUUACCCAUCCCCCACCAACAACAACAACCCUACCCGGAAUCUCCCACCACCAACACCACCACUACCACUACCACCGACAAAUCAACCCGCCUUCCCACCCAAACCCUCCAAACCCUCACCGCCGCCCUAAACAACAUCACCCGCGAACUCGACUUCUUCAUCACCGUCGCGGACUUGUACGGACUGGAUCUAAAUGCCCCGUUCUCAGCCGCAACAGCAAGCACCACCACCACCGGAACAGAAUUCGCAGCGUCCCCGAUAACAACCGCCUACACGGACUUGUUCAUCUCCGCGGGAUCAGCGGGGACGUCACUCCUGGAAGGGCUGGUCGUGCUCUGGGCAACGGAGGUAUGUUAUUUGACGGUGUGGCGGAAUGUGCGUGACGAGAUGGCGGCGGCGGGGGCGAAGGGGAUCACGGCCACGGCCACGGGGGGUGCGGAUGCGGAUGGGGGUGCGUUGCGCGAGAAGCUGAUUCCGAAUUGGACAUGUCCGGAAUUUGAGGAGUUUGUGGAGGGGAUCACGCGGUUGGUGGAUGCGGUGGCGGAGUCUGAGAUUCGGAAGACGGGGCAGACGGAAGAAGAGGUCGUGAAGAGGUGUGCGCGGUGGUGGAGGCAGGUGGUUUGGUUGGAGGGCCAGUUCUGGCCACAGAUCUAAAUAUCGCCAGUCUAGUUUGCAGGAUCUGGGGGAUAUGGACCGUUGUACUGUACAUUAAUGCAAAUCUGUGUACGAGACAAGAAGAAUUGGUAAUGGUGCUGACGCAAUUGAUCAUCAACGCAAGAGCUCGCAUAUGGAAUAAUUAUAUACUACCGAAGCAGGGGCAAACCGGCACUUACACCAAGCUCGACACAACGCAAAA
Messenger RNA from Aspergillus saccharolyticus JOP 1030-1, 1320 nucleotides. Its product is annotated as putative transcription regulator PAB1642. The transcript has a single exon. The coding region runs from base 258 to 1118 and encodes 286 amino acids. The record is from RefSeq and is a predicted model, not a curated record. Lineage: Eukaryota; Fungi; Ascomycota; Eurotiomycetes; Eurotiales; Aspergillaceae.